This is a messenger RNA of Hyalella azteca, 1156 nucleotides long. RefSeq names its product ATP synthase subunit s, mitochondrial. The transcript has 6 exons. NCBI's taxonomy places the organism in Eukaryota, Metazoa, Arthropoda, Malacostraca, Amphipoda, Hyalellidae. The record is from RefSeq and is a predicted model, not a curated record. The coding region runs from base 179 to 1042 and encodes 287 amino acids.
CGAGUCCUGCCGUAAAUUUGUCCAAAACGUACAACAAACUACAUCCGCCAAAAUGAACUUCUCAUGGAGAAUGGAAUUGUCUCACCAAAAUUAGAUUUUGUCCGUUAAACCAUUGAGAAAAGGCCCAAAUCGUCGAAUUUGGCCAAAAAAGGCCCAUUUGGCAACCUUGCAUACCGAAAUGAUGGUGUUACCUUGUUUCAGAAGUAGACUUCUCAAUGUACUAUUUUGUGCAGAAAAAUGCAAAUUUUACUCUCUUAAUAAAGAUAUAAAUGCAUUUUCAGCCAUUGUGCGCAAACCUCAAGAAAGUCAUUCAAAUAUCAAACAAACCGUAAGAUAUAUUUCUUCAUCUUACUGCUCGUCCAGGUCCAAACAUCAAAAGUUACUAAUUCAGGUGUGUGAUGAACGAAGAAAUAAGCUGCAACUGGAAAAAAGGCAAAUCUGGGGCUGGCUGAAUACUGUAUUUAACAAGUAUGACUCGGACCGCGUGCAAGAGGUGGGGGCCAACAGAGCUUGUGCCGAGUGGCUGCUGCGAUGUGGUGCUGCUGUAAGGUGGAAGACACAUGCACAAUUCACCAAGGACUACAACAGCCUACCGGUUGGGGGCCCCAGGCUCACCAUAGCCGAGGUGGACGCAACAGAUUCAGCCAUCAUGAACAUAGGCUUCGAGCAUUUCAGAGGCUGUAAGGACAUAGAGCGCCUCGUGCUGCACAAAGCUACCUACAUCGACGACGACGCACUGCGUCAGCUGCAGUACCUGCGUGACAGCCUCAAGCAACUCCAAGUGUCCGCUUGUGGCAACGUUACUGCCGAGGGUCUCAAGUACCUUGCUAAACUACCGAAGUUAGAAUAUGUGUUGCUGUACGACUUCCCGGCCGUGAAGGACAAGGACGCGAUCACGCGCUACCUGCAGCAGGAGCUGCCCAACUGCACCGUCCUCUUUACGUACGCCUCUGACAAGGAGCAGAAAGAGCUCGAGCGCAUGGAGGAAGCAAAGCAAACUUCAAUUGAUGAAAAUGAUUUGACGGGUAAAAAAGAAAAAUGAGCUCGUGCAUUCUAAAUGUUUAUUUCAUCGCAAAUGAGAGAAAGAAGUUAUUGAUCUAAUAUGGAAUUCAAAUAGCAUUGCAUUAUUAUUUGUUAAAUAAAAUUUCUAAAAAUU